Molecule: messenger RNA, 3677 nt
Organism: Ricinus communis (castor bean)
Lineage: Eukaryota; Viridiplantae; Streptophyta; Magnoliopsida; Malpighiales; Euphorbiaceae
Product: G-type lectin S-receptor-like serine/threonine-protein kinase SD2-5
Exons: 1
Coding region: 1089-3524 (811 amino acids)
Biological process (GO): protein phosphorylation
Molecular function (GO): ATP binding; protein serine/threonine kinase activity
Source: RefSeq, a predicted model, not a curated record
UGAUAAUAAAUCAUUUCCAUAUAAUUAUUGAGCCUCAAAAUACGAAAGAGAGAGAAAUUUCAUGCAUCUGUCAAUCCCACUGCAACUCGUCAACAACUAUUAAAAAAAGAAAGCCCCUUUGAUAGUUGCUGAGCUGCCCAGAAACAAGGUUAAAGAAAAUAAAUAAGCCCACCUCGGAUCUCUUCAAGAGAAACGCUAAUUAGGACCCAUGUUUCGCAAGUGCUUAUUUCUUUAUGCAUAUUCACCCUCUGAAAUGAGGUGAGUGUUUCUUGUCUCUUUCUAAUUUAAUUGCUACAGGAGAAUUCAGCUCCACUGAAUCUUCUUUCUUCUUCCCUCUGUGUAACUUCUUUCUCUUUCUCUCUAUAUUGGUCUCAAGUUAUGGCCCAAAUGGAGAGUACUUAUCAAGUAUCAGUGAUGGUUCUGUCCUUCUCCUUCUCCUUCUCCUCCUUUUAGUAUAGUUAUCAAAUCUUCUGGACCACUGAAGUAAAGGGUACCCAUCAGUUAUCAAUUGUUGGUUGUGUUCUUUUCUAGUUUUCGUACACUUGGUAGUGGUUGAGUUGGGCGUUUGCCAAUAGUUUUGACUUUUGAGGCCUGAAUUUGUGUGUAAACUUAACCAUGUUGUCUUAGUUGUUUGCUUCCUUGGUUAGUCUAUUUGGUUUCUCUACCAAGGUUUCCGAAAGUUUGGUUCUUGAAUUCAAGGGAAGUACAAAGACAAACCAAAAGCCUGUGAUUUGCCAAUUCACCUUUAAACAUUUCUAAGGUGUGUUCUCUUCCAAAAUUCUGCAAUUCUGUCUUCUCUAUUGUGUCUUGUGUAUUGUUAUCUUCUUUCUUCAGUUAUCUCAGAGAUUUCCUGAUUCCUGAGUUCUUAUUUUUAACAUGUCUUCCAAGGUGCUUCCUUUUCGCAGAGCUAAAUUGGCUCUUUUAGGCACUUAUUUUGGAUUCAUUGCAGAAUGUAAAGUUCUUUUAAUCAGUUAGAAAAAAGGUCAGAUUUUUUGUGUCCAUUUUCCCAUUUGUUGGUCCAUAUUUCCCAUCUAUUCUGUCUUCUGGCUCUGCAAAUUCUGGAUAAACUCUACAUUCUUGGUGCAUCCAUGUCUUCCCCAGGUCUCGUUCAUUAUAUGGGAUUAAUUUGCUUGGUUUUUCUCCUUUUAUCUGAAGCCUGUAUGGCUAGCAUCCAAAGUAUUGGUAAGAUUUAUCCGGGGUAUGAAGGGUCUCAGAUGAACUGGAUUGAUAAGAAUGGGUUGUUUCUUGUGUCUAAUAACUCAAAUUUUGCUUUUGGCUUCCGCGCUACUCAAGAAGAUGCCACAUUAUUCCUUCUAGUUAUCAUCCACUUGAAGACCUUAAAAGCGAUAUGGUCUGCAAACAGAGGCUCCCCAGUUUCAAAUUCUGACAAAUUCUUCUUUGGUAACGAUGGUCAUGUGUCUUUACGCAAGGGGGGAAAUCCAGUCUGGACACCCGAUACUGGCGGUGAAAGGGUUUCUGCAAUAGAAUUGCAGGAUUCAGGAAACCUUGUUUUGCUUGGGAAUGACAGUAUUGUAAUUUGGCAAAGUUUUAGCCAUCCCACCGAUACCCUUAUAUCAAACCAGGAGUUCCUGGAGGGUAUGAAACUUGUUAGUGAUCCUAGCCCCAAUAACUUGACCUAUGUUCUUGAGAUCAAGUCUGGAGACAUGAUUCUUUCAGCAGGUUUCAGAAUUCCACAGCCUUAUUGGUCCAUGAAAAAUGACAAUCGUAAAACCAUCAAUAAAGAUGGUGAGGGAGUCACUCUGGCAUCUCUGGAUGGAAAUUCUUGGAGGUUCUAUGACAGAAACAAAGUUUUGCUAUGGCAAUUCAUUUUUGAACACAGUACAGAAAAUGCUACCUGGAUUGCAAUUAUUGGAGGUGAUGGCUUUAUCUCUUUCCGAAAUCUUGAUAAUGAAGGUACUGCUGCAGAUAUAAAAAUACCAAGUGAUACUUGCAGCAGACCAGAAGCUUGUGCUGCCCAUUUGAUUUGUGCUGUUAACAACAUAUGCCAGUGCCCUUCAGCACUUAGUACCUUCACAAAUUGCAAUACAGGUAUUGUCUCUUCCUGUAAUAGUUCAAAAGCUUCUACGGAGCUUGUGAGUGCUGGAAAUGGGCUUGAUUAUUUUGCCCUUGGGUUUGUUUCUCCCUCUUCAAAAACUAAUUUGGAAGGUUGCAAAUCCUCUUGCCGUAACAACUGCUCAUGCCUUGCUUUGUUCUUCCAGAACAGUACUGGAGAUUGCUUCCUGUUUGACCAAAUAGGAAGCUUCCGGAACUCUGGCUCAGGCUCUAGUUUUGAUGCAUAUAUUAAAAUCUUGAGCAAUAGAGGCAGUGGAGUCACUGGACGCAGGAAAGAGGAUUUUCCAUAUGUUGUGAUAAUAGUUGUUGCAACAAUUAUUGUCAUCUGUGGUCUGCUUUAUGUGGCAUUUCGAUAUUUUAAGAACAAGAAAAGAUUUCCAGAAUCUCCCCACGACACAUCAGAAGACGAUAAUUUCUUGGAGAGUUUAUCUGGGAUGCCUCUUCGUUAUAGCUACAGAGAUCUUCAAACAGCAACUAAUAACUUCUCAGUGAAGCUCGGCCAUGGAGGAUUUGGUUCGGUUUAUCAAGGGGUUCUUCCGGAUGGUACACGACUGGCUGUCAAGAAGUUGGAAGGCAUAGGCCAGGGAAGAAAAGAAUUUCGAGCUGAAGUUAGCAUCAUUGGGAGUAUUCAUCAUCACCAUUUGGUCAGGCUAAAGGGCUUCUGUGCAGAAGGUACUCAUCGCCUGCUUGCUUAUGAGUUCAUGGCAAAUGGAUCUCUGGAUAAAUGGAUCUUCAGGAGAAACAAAGAAGAGUUGUUGGAUUGGGAAACAAGAUUCAAUAUUGCACUCGGAACAGCAAAAGGACUGGCUUACCUCCAUGAAGAUUGUGAUGUAAAGAUUAUUCAUUGUGACAUAAAACCUGAAAACGUGCUUCUUGAUGAUAAUUUCAUUGCCAAAGUCUCGGAUUUUGGGUUGGCUAAGUUAAUGACUCGAGAGCAAAGCCAUGUUUUCACAACCCUAAGAGGCACGAGGGGGUAUCUUGCACCAGAAUGGCUCACAAAUUAUGCCAUAUCAGAGAAAAGUGAUGUUUAUAGCUAUGGAAUGUUGUUGCUUGAGAUUAUUAGUGGCAGGAAAAACUUUGUUGCAACCGAAUCUUCAGAGAAAUCCCAUUUCCCGUCCUUUGCUUUUAAGAUGAUGGAAAGAGGUAAAGUAAGGGAAAUCCUCGAUUCAGCACUGAUGUUAGAUGAAACCGACGAAAGGAUCUCCGAUGCUAUUAAAGUUGCAUUGUGGUGUAUACAGGAAGACAUGCAUCUGAGACCAUCAAUGCCAAAAGUUGUCCAAAUGCUUGAUGGUCUCUGCACUGUUCCUCAGCCCCCAACUUCUUCGCCUUUGGGAUAUCGCCUUUUCUCAACUUUCUUGAAAUCAACAAGCGAGGAAGGCAGUUCCUCAGGACCUUCGGACUGCAAUAGUGAAGCCUACCUGUCUUCGGUGCAGCUUUCCGGCCCAAGAUAGCAUUUCUUCACAAUUCAGGAGAUUUUGUAUGUGGACUUUAGAGCUGAGCUACUCCUGUAUACAUUUCCUGUAAUAUUCCUGUAAAUAGUAAUUAUAAAUUUUGUAAUACUAGUGCGCUAUUGGUAAAAGUUGGUCUUGCUCACUUUAUUUCGA